Messenger RNA from Anopheles arabiensis, 2763 nucleotides. Its product is annotated as nucleolar protein dao-5-like. The transcript is spliced from 3 exons. Bases 106 to 2682 code for a protein of 858 amino acids. Gene Ontology annotation, molecular function: odorant binding. Lineage: Eukaryota; Metazoa; Arthropoda; Insecta; Diptera; Culicidae. Gene Ontology annotation, biological process: sensory perception of smell. The record is from RefSeq and is a predicted model, not a curated record.
CAUAUUAUAAAUAGUGGUGAGCGGGCUGCGCCACCCCAUCAGUAUCACGGCCCACCUCACGGAGCUCAAGGUGCUGGAGCAGUGCCGGGCUAGGUAGCUGCCAACAUGUUGACUUAUCGCGCUUGGUUGCUGUUAGCGCUGCUGGGCGCCCAGUGCGCGCUGAUACUGGGCGCGCCCGCUACCGGCCACGGUUACGACACAAAGAGCUUCGCCCAGGCCUACCUGGAGUGUCUGCGGUACCUGAACAUCUCGCGCCAAUCGCUGUACGCGUACGACAGUGCGGCCGUCCCGCUGAACUGCGGCAGCAACUGUCUGCUGCGCUGCAUCGGCCUGAACGCCCGCUGGUGGCACGACGAGACGGGGCUGAACGAGCGGGCGCUGGUGCGCUUCUUUCGCCAGGCGCCGGCCGACUCGCUGCUGCAGGCCCGCGCCUGCGUGGCCGACCUGCCCGCCCCGCCAGCCGACAGCUGUGCCGGCGCGUACUGGUCGUUCCGGUGCUACAGCGACGCGCUGGGCGAGCUGAUUGCCCACCCGGCGUAUGUGGCACCGUGCGGGCAGGAGAUACGGCGCGCGGUGAGCGACUGUGCCACGAUGCUGCAGGUGGAGGACGGCCAGCUGCAGACGUGCGUAAGGACGGAAACAUUCCUACGGCAGGGCGACAGUGCCGCGCUGCUGCGGUGCGUCGUGCUGCGGCUCGGGCUGUACGCUGUCUCGACCGGGGUGCUGUGUGACCGGGUGCGGCUGCUGAUGGACGCGGAAACGGCCGAACAGUGGACGGUGGCACGUGCCGAGGAAGCCAAGCGGUGUGAGGAGGACUUGCGGGCGCUCGGUGCGGACACGUGCGUCGUGGCGGCCCACGCCGUGGAGCUCUGCUACGGGUGGCCGGCGUUUGGCGAACUCUGGGCAGUGCUGAAGCAGGAGUACGGCAGCUCGGAUGACGCGCUGGCCGAGGAGAGCGAGCAGGUGGUGGUUGUUGGUGCGAGCAGCAGCACGGAGGAACCGCAGGAAGACGAACCCAACGAGAUUACCGCUGCCGAGGAAGACGUGGAGGUGUUUAAGUACCCAUCCAGCCCCCGGUUCCGUGGAUUAGUGAUCGUAGCGCCGGAGCUGUACGCCGUGGAUGCGACCGUUGAAGAUGUGUCGAAAUCAUCAGAAGGCUCGUCCUCGCAGGAUGAGGAAGAGAAGCUGCCUAAAGAUGCUAAACCGACCCAACAGGAGCUGGCAGACGGGCAAGAGCCGGUGACGACUACGAACGGCAAUACUGUGAAGCAAUCCGCAGCCUCUACGGCUCAGGAACCUUUGGAGAAGGAAUCGAAAGCAACCCAUACUGUUCAGGCACGUUCGGUAUCUCAACACCAGCUGGAUGCGGCUCUACUGAUUCACACGCACCGCCGCAGUCAUAAUGAGCCGGGGCGAUUCGUCAGGGAUGUCCACCCGCUGCUUGUGGAUUUGGUUAUGGUGCAUGCUCCGGCGGUUGCGGCUGAACCUACGCCAACCGUUGAAACGCUUCCAGAUGUGGCUGAAGAACAGCAAGACAAUCAGAUCUCGUUGUUUGAUACGGAUCUUGCUGCUAACAGCGCGGAACAGGAUCAAGAGCUAGCACCACUAGCUGAGACGGUUGUGGAAGCUGAAGACGCGACACCUACCAUGGAUGGUGAAAGUAGUUCCAAGGUAGAGAAUGCUGAAGAUUCAAAGGAUUCCGUUCAGGAGACGCUCGCAAAAGCAAGUACGACACAAUCUGAAAACAGUGAGCAGUUGACUCUAUCGGAAGCUUCUGGAGUUGAGCCUGAAGGUGCAGAGAGCUCUGCCCCACUUAAGGAGGGUGUUGAUCAACAUAAGAGGAGUACUGGAGAAGCUGAAGAGGCUGCCAGUCCGUUGGUAGAAGCAGAUCCCAACAGCUCCAAUGGGGCCACCGACAAUCUGCUCCAAUCAAAGGCAGGUGCUACGCAACCUGAGGAUAGCGAGAAGUCGCCCCAGGCCGAAACAUCUCGCACUGUUGUAGCUGAAGACACAGACUCCUUUCUGCAGCCUGCACAAUCUGAGGCUAAGGAUGAAUCGAGUCCUUCUAAUACUCUCGUACCUGAAGUACCAAAGAGCGCUGAUACUUCUAACGAUGAGCUUCUCCAACUAUCAUAUCUGGAUGCAAGUGUCGCUCAAUCUGAAGCUAAGGAUGAGCCGAGUCCUUCAGCAACUUCUAAUACUCUCGUACCUGUAGUAUCAAAGAGUGCUGAUACGUCCAACGAUGAGCUUCCAACCAACCUGGAUGCAAGUUCAGGUCAAUCUGAAGCUAAGGAUGAGUCGAGUCCUUCCGAAUCUUUCAAUUCUCGCGCACCUGAAGCACCAAAGAGCGCUGAUAAUUCUGAAGAUGAACUUCUGCAACCACCCAAUCUGGAAGCUGCUCAAUCUCAAGAUAGCGAGAAGUCCAAUACACUAGCUGCAGAAACUGAAAACAACUCUGAAUCCCCCCAAGAGGACCUCACAGCACAGCCUCAAGAGAUGUCGACUCCGUCCAGAACUUCCAGCACACUGGCCACGGAAGCAACCGGCACGGACGGGAAAGAAAACGAUCCAUCCGUCAGCAAGAAAGCGAUCCACCCAAGCACUCUCCAGCGGCUGGUCCGAGCGCUUAGUGAGACCAACUUCAUCGAUACCAUACUGUCCGCUAUAAGUGCGAAGCAGUAAGGACGCACUUAUCCACUGCAUAUGAAGUGUUACUGUAGUACUACACACGCAAAAUAAAAAUCUCCUCUGGGUUGAAACAAA